Messenger RNA from Zychaea mexicana, 3873 nucleotides. RefSeq lists its product as uncharacterized. Gene Ontology annotation, molecular function: DNA binding; DNA-directed RNA polymerase activity. The coding region runs from base 1 to 3873 and encodes 1290 amino acids. Gene Ontology annotation, biological process: DNA-templated transcription. NCBI's taxonomy places the organism in Eukaryota, Fungi, Mucoromycota, Mucoromycetes, Mucorales, Lichtheimiaceae. The transcript is spliced from 19 exons. The record is from RefSeq and is a predicted model, not a curated record.
AUGGUCAAAAUCGGUGAAUUGGAAGUUACGCAACGAGAUCUAUACAUGCCUGAAAGUCGAGUUCCUGUCAAGGGUGGUGUACUUGAUUUGCGAAUGGGUACCUCGAAUAAAGAAGCAGUAUGCGAUACGUGUGGCAAGAAAAUGCAAGAAUGUGUUGGUCACUGGGGUUACCUUAAACUGGUCUUGCCUAUUUUUCAUAUUGGUUACUUUAGAGCAACCUGUAGUCGUGUUAUGCUCGAAGAACCGGAGCGACGAAGUUUUUUGCGACGACUACGUGCGCCAGGAUUGGAUAACCUGCAACGUAUGAAGAUUGUCAAGAUGAUUAACGAAAGGUGCAAGAAAAUUAGCUAUUGUCCUCAUUGCAGUAGUGUGAAUGGCGUCGUCAAGAAAGUUGGUCCGAUGAAAAUAACCCACGACAAAUACCGCUUGAAGCGAGUAGCUAAUGAAGCUGAAGAAUUUCGAAAAUCAUUCAACGCUGCGGCAAAUACGAUGCCAGAAAUAAAAACGCACAUCGCUAAGGCUCAAGAUGACUUGAAUCCACUUAAAGUGCUGCGAUUAUUCCAGCGAGUAACACCAGAGGAUUGCGAAUUGCUUGGUCUCAGCGAAGAACACGGUCGCCCCGAGUGGUAUAUUUGGCAAUAUCUUCCUGUCCCACCAGCAUGUAUUCGACCAUCCGUUAUGCAGGACGACAACACGAGUAAUGAGGAUGAUUUGACAGCUAAAUUGACUGAAAUUGUAUUUACGAACGCUAUCAUCCGAGCUGGCUUGGAGAAGGGCAUCACAGUCAUGAAUCUGAUGGAGCAGUGGGAAUUUUUGCAACUGGCUGCUGCCAUGUAUAUCAACAGUGAACUGCCUGGUAUUCCCAACGCUGCUCAAGGUAAACCUAGUCGUGGUCUCAGUCAGCGUUUGAAGGGUAAACAAGGUCGUUUCCGUGGUAAUUUGUCCGGUAAACGUGUGGAUUUCUCUGGACGUACCGUUAUUUCGCCCGAUCCCAACAUGCGUAUCGACCAAGUCGCCGUCCCUGAUCGUGUCGCAAAGAUCUUGACUUUCCCUGAACGCGUCAACCAGCACAACAUCCACAAGCUUCGCCAGUGCAUCAUCAAUGGCCCGUUGGUUCAUCCAGGUGCCAACUAUGUCCAAUACGCUAACGGUGGAUUCAAAAAGUCAUUAAAGUUCGGUGACAGAGCAAGAACUGCCUCGGAACUUAAGAUUGGCGAUCUUGUCGAACGUCAUUUGUCGGAUAAUGACGUCGUGCUUUUCAAUCGUCAGCCCUCGCUUCACAGACUGUCUAUCAUGGCGCAUUUUGCCAAGGUCAUGCCCUGGCGAACGUUCCGUUUCAACGAAUGUGUCUGCUCACCAUACAACGCCGAUUUUGACGGUGACGAAAUGAACAUGCACUUGCCGCAAACACAAGAAGCUAAAGCAGAAGCUAUCGAAUUGAUGGGUGUCAAAAACAACCUAGUAACACCUCGUAACGGUGAACCACUCGUUGCUGCUACUCAAGAUUUCAUUACUGCAUCCUAUUUGCUCUCUCACAAAGACACAUUUUAUACCCGCGCAAUGUUCACGCAUAUUUGCACUUACAUGUUUGACGCCAAUACACACAUCGAUAUUCCACCACCGGUCAUUUGGAAGCCUCAACGUCUUUGGACUGGCAAGCAAAUCUUCAAUGUUUUGUUCAAGCCAAACAAGAAGAGUCAAGUGUUGGUGAAUGUGGAAGCCAAGACGAAAUCGUUCGUAAAGGAAGAAGGCCGUUGCCCUGAUCUUUGUCCGAAUGACGGUUGGUUGGUCGUGCAAAAUAGUGAAAUCAUGUGCGGCUUGGUUGACAAAGCUGUUGUUGGUGAUGGCAACAAGAACUCGGUAUUCUAUGUAAUUUUGCGUGAUUAUGGAGCAGUUGAAGCAGCCAAGUGUAUGAAUAGACUUGCAAAACUCUGUGCUAGAUGGCUUGCCAACCAAGGUUUCUCCAUUGGCAUCAGCGAUGUUACUCCCGGAAAGCGUCUACGAGAGAUCAAGGAUGAAGAAGUAGCAGAUGCAUACAAAAAGUGCGAUGAAGUUAUCGCAAAGUUCAAGGCGGGCCAACUGGAAACUAUGCCUGGUUGUAACGAAGAGCAAACUAUGGAGUCUAUUGUCUCCGGUAUCUUGUCUGGUGUUCGUGGUGAUCUCGGUAAAGUCUGUAUGACUGAACUGAACAUGUACAAUUCUCCCAGUAUCAUGGCUCGGUGUGGUUCUAAGGGUUCGCAGAUUAACGUGUCUCAGAUGGUUGCUUGUGUCGGUCAGCAAAUUAUCAGCGGUAGCCGUGUUGCCAACGGUUUCCAGGAUCGUUCGCUUCCUCACUUUGUGAAGCAUUCGAGAAGUCCCCCUGCAAAGGGUUUCGUACGAAACAGUUUCUUUACUGGCUUGACACCUACUGAAUUCUUGUUCCACGCUAUGUCGGGUCGUGAAGGCCUGGUUGAUACAGCUGUCAAAACUGCUGAAACCGGUUACAUGCAGCGUCGUUUGACAAAGGCCUUUGAAGAUCUCACGGCACAUUAUGAUUUGUCUGUCCGUAACUCAGAAGGUGCCAUCCUACAAUUCUUGUACGGUGCUGAUGGUCUCGAUCCUAUGACCAUUGAAGGUGAUGGUGUUCCAGUCGAGUUUGAGCGUAAUUUGAAACAUGUCCGACUCACGGUGUCUGCUAACGAUGAACCUGGUCUUUUGCCUUGGCAAAUCCUCACGAUUUCUGAAGCUGAAAUGGAAAAGCCUAUUUGGACACAGAACUGUACUCCUGCCUUUAUCGAGAUGACUCGAAAGUUUGUCACUGAAAAAAUCGCAAGGAAACUGGCAAAUAUUCGUAAGAAAAACGACAUGCUUCCUGGUUUGGCUGUUCCUGACGAAGAUUUCAUGGAUAUCGAUAUUGAUGAGGAUGUUGAAGAUGACACCAAGAUUGCUGUCCGAAAUAUGUUUGUUAUGACGGAAACACAGCUUCGCCAUUAUCUAGAAGUCUGUCUGUCCAAAUAUCUGAAGGCCAAGAUUGAACCUGGUACUGCUGUGGGUGCCAUUGGUGCUCAGUCCAUUGGUGAACCUGGUACACAGAUGACUUUGAAGACUUUCCAUUUUGCUGGUGUCGCUAGUAUGAACGUAACAUUGGGUGUGCCCCGUAUCAAGGAAAUUAUCAACGCUGCCAAGAUCAUCUCUACGCCUAUUAUUACUUGUGCGCUGCACGCUGACAAGGAUGUACGUGCUGCUCGUGUUGUCAAGGGCCGUGUCGAAAGGACUCUCCUUGGUGAUGUUGCCAUGUACAUGGAAGAAGUAUAUGAUCGAGACGAGACAUAUAUCUUAAUCCGUUUGGAUUUGGAUGCAAUCAACAAACUUCAGUUGGAAACCAACCUUUACGAGAUUGCCAAUGCCAUCCAAACUUUCCCUAAGCUGAAGAUGUCCCAUUUGGAUGUCCAAACGAGCCGACCUGAUCUUAUUCGCGUCUACGUUCACAGCAAACAAGAUGAAUCUGUCUACUAUAACAUCAAAGCGAUUAAACGUAUCCUACCAAGCGUCAUCAUUACUGGUCUCCCAACUGUCGUUCGUGCAGUUAUUAGUGAAAAGGAAGGCAAACAAGGUACGAAGCAGUUACUUGUGGAAGGCUAUGGUUUGUUAAAGGUCAUGACCACGGAUGGUAUCAUUGGUGAAAAGACCACGUCCAACCAUAUUAUGGAAAUUUGUGAGGUUCUGGGUAUUGAAGCUGCAAGAAAUACGAUCAUUAAUGAAAUUCAAAUGACCAUGGAGAGUCACGGUAUGACUAUCGAUCAUCGACACGUCUUCUUGUUGGGUGAUAUCAUGACGAGCAAGGUAUGCACUUUGAAUUACUACUUCCUGCUCGAAUCACCUGUACAUUGCUAA